Molecule: messenger RNA, 5204 nt
Organism: Camelus dromedarius (Arabian camel)
Lineage: Eukaryota; Metazoa; Chordata; Mammalia; Artiodactyla; Camelidae
Gene: PPP1R15B
Product: protein phosphatase 1 regulatory subunit 15B
Exons: 2
Coding region: 607-2763 (718 amino acids)
Biological process (GO): response to endoplasmic reticulum stress
Cellular component (GO): endoplasmic reticulum; protein phosphatase type 1 complex
Molecular function (GO): protein phosphatase regulator activity
Source: RefSeq, a predicted model, not a curated record
GAAGCCGGCAGGGACGCGGGGCGAGGCCAAUCAGCGGCCACACGGAAGUGUGCGGAGAGACCCGCCCGCCGGGCCCUGCGAGUGACGUUCGGCGGCGCUGGGCUGGUGGCGUAGCCGGUCGCCAUCCUUCGUCUCGUCCGCUUGCUUGGGGGUGUCUUGCCUCGGCGCUGGCCCUGCGGCCAUUUUGGGCUCCGCUUCCACCCGCGCCCGCCCGCCUACCCGCCCGCCUACCCGCUCAUCCCUUCCGGGGUCGCGCUGCUCGAGGAGCUUUUCAACGGUCCGUCUCUGCCGGCAAGUCGCCGCCGCUGCCGCGGGAGGGCCCUUAUCUAUGGUGGAGAGUCCUCGAGCGGACUAGGACACCGCCUUUCCGCCAGGAUGGACGUCGCCUCAGCCUCCGCGGCCUGCGCCUGCCGUUCCGGACUGUGGUCUGCCGCCCGCUGCCGAAGCCGCUCUCCUCUGUGGCUCUUCUGCUGGCCUGGGGCUCGGCCUGGGGCGCCAACCCCGCCGCUGGGCAAGGCCGAGACUGUUUAGGCCUCUUGGAGUCCCGCCCGGCCUCCCGCCGCGGAGCCCCGCGUCCCUCCCUGAGAGCCGGCCGAGAACGCGGAGAUGGAGCCGGCAGCCGACGGCCCGCGGGCACGCGCCGCCGCUCCGGCGGACUCCUGGUUCCGGCUGCCCUUUUUCCUUCCUCGGCGCUCGCAAGCAGGCCCUUCCAAGUUCCCCGCCCCUCCUGCCCCGGAGCACCCCGGGGACCCCAAACUGGCUUUCUCUCCCGCGCCCGAGGCUCGGAGCAGCUCCUGGGUGAAUCUGCUCUCCCAGCUCUUCGCGCCGCUCCCCGGCUUGCUUCAGAAGCUUCUCAUCUGGAGCCAGCUUUUCGGUGGGAUGAUUCCCACCCGAUGGCUAGAUUUUGCAGCAGUCUACGGCGCCCUGAGAGCCUUGAGGGUACGGGAGGAACCCGCCGCCCCUACGGCGCAGAAAUCCCUGAAUUCGCUGCGGCUCGACCCGUCGGACGGCGCGGCUGCCAGUCCCCUUGAUUGGCUGGAGGAGGGCAUCCACUGGCAGUGCUCGCCCCCAGAUCUAGAAUUGGAACUUAAAGCCAAGAGAAGAGGCUUGGACUCCCAAGCCCACGCUUUUCUCCUGGAGCAGCAGCUGUGGGGAGUGGAGCUGCUGCCCAGUAACCUUCAAGCCCGUCUGUUCUCGGACAUGGAACUUGGCCUUUCGCCCUCCGGGCCUCUCAGCGUCCAACGCUUAAGCAAUGUCAACGUCGUGUCCUGUUUGCUGAACCCCUCUUCUCUGGACUGCCUGCCCCGGGUCGAGCUUAGCUAUCAGAGCAGCGUUGGAAGUGGCGAGCUGGUCGAUUUCCAGACGCUGACUCCGGAGAGCGGCUGCCUGGGUGAGGACCCGUCUCAUCCCCAGCCGCUGAACGCGGAAGUCGCUCGCGCCUCUUGGCAGGGAUGUCCGCCUCUCUCUAGAGAAGGCCUGCCAGAAAUCCACCAUCUCCGCAUGAAGCGGCUGGAAUUCCUUCAGCAGGCCAGCAAGGGCCACCAAGCGUUACCCUCCCCCGACCAAGAUCACGGCUACCACAGCCUGGAGGAGGAGCACAGUCUUCUCCGGCUGGAUCCGAAGCACCGCGGAGAUUGUCCGCCACAGUGUGUUCCCGCUGCUGGAGCCGUUCCUGGAACCGCCCAGGAACUCGCUGGGGAAAAAAUAGAUUUGUUGACUAAAGAGGUUCCACUUGCUUUGGAAAGACAAGGCCCCUUGGAAAGCUGUCCAUCUUGUGAGGUUCCUACGGAACAGGAGCCUGGAGAGGACCAAACAAGUGUAGUUGACUCCUCAGACAUAGAAGAUGACCUCCCCACGUCUACCAGACCAGUCUGUACUAACAGACUGAUAGAUUACAUUUUGGGAGGUGCAGUCAGUGACCUGGAAACAAGUUCUGAUUCCGAAGGUGAGGACUGGGAUGAAGAAGCCGAGGAUGAUGGUUUCGAUAGUGAUAGCUCACUCUCAGAAUCAGACCUUGAACAGGAUUCAGAAGGGCUCCACCUCUGGAACUCUUUCUACAGUGUAGAUCCUUAUAAUCCCCAAAACUUCACAGCAGCCAUUCAGACUGCUGCCAGAACUCUUCCCGGAGACCCUUCUGACUCAGAGAAGGAUUUGUCUGACAAGCCUGAUCUAGAAAGUUCUCCCCAGACUGGAAGCCUUCCUGAGUCUCCCGACCGUAAUUCUGGGGAGGACGAUGACUGGGAAUCUAGUGCAGAUGAAGCAGAGAAUCUCAAACUGUGGAAUUCUUUCUGUAAUUCCGAUGACCCCUACAACCUUCUAAACUUUAAGGCUCCUUUUCAAACAUCAGGGAAAAAUUGGACAGGCUAUCGUGACUCAGAGAGGCCAUCUGAGUCCAUUGUGGCCAUUUCUGACUGUCACACCUUACUUUCCUGUAAGGUGCAACUGGUAGGGAGCCGAGAAAGUGAAUGUCCAGACUCGGUGCAGGGUGGGGUUCUUUCUGGAGAAAGACACACACAAAUCCAGAGAAAAAAGGUAACCUUCCUUGAAGAAGUCACUGAAUAUUAUAUAAGUGGUGAUGAGGAUCGAAAAGGACCAUGGGAAGAAUUUGCACGGGAUGGAUGCAGGUUCCAGAAACGAAUUCAGGAAACAGAAGAUGCAAUUGGGUACUGCUUGACAUUUGAGCACAGAGAAAGAAUGUUUAAUAGACUCCAGGAAACAUGCUUCAAAGGACUUACUGUUUUCGAGCAACGUUACAAUGAUUGACAGCCUUUUGCCCUAGCAUACACUACCUCUUACAUGAGAGGUUUCUUCUAAAAACAAGAAUUGGCAGCUGUCCUUUGACUUUUUUUUUUUUAAGAGGAUAUGCAACUUGGAUCCAAUGACCUAGUUUAAUAUUUUUUUGCAACAUAUCCCACUCAGAAAUAUCCAGGUUUGAAGUGGAUCCCUGAUAAUGAAGGAUGAGGUGAUGUGAUUUCUAAUCCUCCCUUUUUUGAUUUAGUUGGAUGUGUUUUUAAAUGUUGUUUGCUUGCUGAAGUGAAAAGGGGACCUCUUAAGGUGUAAUUUUGCACUUUUGAUACUUAUUUUCUUGGGAAACAAUAUUUAUAAGGUUCAAAGCCUGUUUUCCAUUCUAAUUUAAAUGAUGUGUACCUGUCUAAAAACUUUGGGCUUGUCUCCUCCCACCCCCAGUAUUCUGAAAUUAAUGGGCUUUUAUGUUUUCUCCAUAUUUUUUUAUUUCAGUAAUUUGGCCCUUCUACCUUAAGACCAAGAAAAUAGUCUUGUAUAUACUACCAACUUAAAGUACAUUAUCUUGUAUCACUGUUUUUUUUUUCCUUCUAAAAAUGAUUUUGGUCGAAAAUGUAUGGUGAAUUUUUAUUUCUAGGUUAAGCUCUACCUGAGAUAUUUCCAAGGACUGCCACAAAACCUACAUGUGCAGUACUUUCCGCUACUUUGGGAAAGCUGCAUCUUUCUGCCAAAUUUUAACAUCUGAUGUAUUUAAUUUCUGUGCAAACUGUCUUUUGGAGAGGGUUCUGUAUAUGUUAUUGUAGUUCCCACUUGAGUGGUUCUUUGUGUCUUUAACAGGUAGAAACUGUAAAAGACUCCAGAAAGUAAUAAUUGCAUCAUAGUCAUUUAUUUUUUAAAUUUAAAAGCUCGGAAUUUUCCUAGGAAGAAGAUGGAACCCAUCUCGGAGCAAUUUGGUUUUGUUGAAUAUGCUCUCAGCAGAAAACCAGUGUUACUGACAUGCCUCAGCACGGUCACUUUUCAUACCUGUCAGGGUGGCACUGUGAACUUGGAAAUGGGCAGUUUUGAAUUUCUAGUUUGAAAUGUAAAAUGUAGACUUCAGUCAAUAUCUAAGUUUACUGGGUUCUCCUGUUUUAAUAAUGAGGAAAGUAAUGGCAAGGCCUGUACAUUAAGAGAAGGAUCGAACUAUGGAUUUAACAAAUAGAAAGUCUUAUUAUCUUUAACCCAGAGUUUACUUCUGGAUCGAAGUUCUUGCAGUGACUGGUUGUGCUUGGUUUAUUUAGCUCUGUGUGACGUGCUUUGUUAGGGUGAGGGGAUGUCAACCAGCUCCUUUAUGGUCUGUUUUUACUUCAUGUGGCUCCUGUCACAGGUAAUGGAAAACAGUAGACCUCUUAAUUUUGAACUUGUUCAGAGUGGGGACAAAGUUUUCAUCAGAAGUGCUUGCAGGGUUACUACCUCAGUUUAUAAUCUACGUGGUCAUGAUUUUAUUUCCAUUUGGUUUGCUCUAAAAACUCUCUAGUGUUAAUAUAUAUACAUAUAUAUUAUAUACAACAACAAUAUGAAGUUUGGUCAGAUUUUUGCCGAGUCCUUAAUGCGUUUUGUGCACCUCCGUGUUAGGUAACCAUAGAGAAUGCCUCUGCAGAGUCUGGUGUAACACCAUGAAAACAGGCUACUUUUCAGACACCAGCUGUGUCAAGUUGGAAAGAAGGUAUCAUUUGCCUUGAAAAAAAAAAUGUUGAAAAUGUGCAGGCAUUCUUUAAAAACCAGGCUGAAGUAUACUAUUUCAGAGACUUAGGUUGUGUUUUGUGGUUCUCAGAUCUUGCACCUCUGCGUAUGUGAAAAGAAUGGGAUAUAUUUACAUUUACUGCAUUUUGGAAAACUGUUCCCUUGGCAUUCCAACCUCACUACCAAAUAAGUAAAAGCUUGAUUAAGAAUUCUCCUGUUUACUACCCUCUUUUAAAAGAAGUGAUCAGAUGGUGAUGAGAGGGACAAAAGGGACCAUUUUAAAGUUGGACAAGGAGAAAAACAAUUCUAUUUCAUCCCAAUCCUGGUUGUUAGAACAAAGUUAAACCUUUACAAUCUUAAAAAGAAAAAUCCUUGGAAGUUUUAAUUGAACAUUUUACACAAUUUAAAGUCUUGCAAUGGUGCUUUAAGUAUCAAUGUAGCAUAUGAAAGAAAGGCUUUGUACAGACAAGUAAAAUUUCCUUUUUUGAGUGCUGAAAUGUGAUAACACCAUCUCUUCAUCUUUAACUUGAAGUCAGAACUGUCAGAUUUUAUUUUUUUAUAAUUUAAGGAAGGUGAAGUUAGGGGACUAGAAGACUUCUGAAUUGGCUUCUACAGAUUCAAUGAUUUAAAUGUAACCAGUUUGUUGGGACUUUAUAGCUAAAAUUAUAUUUGUGUAUAUAACUUAACUAAUCUGUACAUUGUAAUAAAUAUAUUUGCAAUUAUUAAAUGUUACUAUGAUA